Molecule: messenger RNA, 2193 nt
Organism: Magnusiomyces paraingens
Lineage: Eukaryota; Fungi; Ascomycota; Dipodascomycetes; Dipodascales; Dipodascaceae
Exons: 1
Coding region: 1-2193 (730 amino acids)
Biological process (GO): translation; glutamyl-tRNA aminoacylation
Cellular component (GO): methionyl glutamyl tRNA synthetase complex; cytosol; cytoplasm
Molecular function (GO): glutamate-tRNA ligase activity; ATP binding
Source: RefSeq, a predicted model, not a curated record
AUGUCUAUCAAACUUACCGUCGCGGCAAAGGCCCGCGCCACGGCUUUUGCUGAAUUGACACUCGCAGCCCUCAUCAACCACUACGAACCUACCUCUCCCAUUGCUUUUGCCUUUGUCGAUGAACCCCUCGUUGACAAGGCCCAGCCUGAAUCCAAGUGCGCUCUUGACAUCAAUGGCACCCUUUACUAUGGUGACGCUGCUUUCACCGCUCUUGCCGAAAGGUUCCCACAGUCUGCUUACGGCGCUGACCUCAAGUCAAAGUACUCUGACGAAUGGAUCAAGUUUGCCUUUAGCUCUCUCAUCGUCAAGGACUUCAAGCAAAUUACUCCUGCACUUGAAAAACUCGAAAGCCACCUCAACUUCCGCUCCUUUGUUGUUGGCACAUAUACCCCUAACAUUGCCGAUGCUGCUGUUUGGGGUACUCUCCGUUCAAAUGUUGUUGUUUCCUCUGCUGUCAAGUCCGGCUCUUACAUCAACAUUGCCCGUUGGUACAAGUUCCUUGAGGCUCACCCCCAUUUUGGUGGCUCCGUUGAUACCUACAACAAGGAGGUCACUGAGAUCCGCAAGGCUGCCAAGUCCGGCCAAAAGAAGGAAUCCAAAGCUUCUUUCGACAUUGACCUGAUUGAUGCCCAGGAAGGCAAGGUUGUCACCCGUUUCCCUCCUGAGCCCUCUGGAUACCUCCACAUUGGUCACGCAAAGGCUGCUCUUCUUAACCAGUACUUUGCACAGCUCUACAAGGGUAAGCUUAUUAUUCGUUUUGACGACACAAAUCCCAGUAAAGAAAAGGUUGAAUUUGAAGAGUCAAUUGUCGAAGAUCUUGAGCUUCUUGGCAUUAAGGGCGACAUGGUCACUCACUCUUCUGACUACUUUGACACCAUGUACGACUACGCCAUCCAGCUCAUCAAGGAAGGCAAGGCUUACGUUGAUGAUACCCCCGUUGAGAAGAUGCGUGAGGAGCGUGGCGAGGGCAUUGCUUCUGCCCGCCGUGACCGUACUGUUGAAGAAAACCUCAAGUUCUUUGACGAAAUGAAGAAUGCUACCGAGAUUGGCCUCAAGAGCACUCUCCGUGCCAAAAUCUCUGUUGACGACAACAACAAGGCUCUCCGUGAUCCUGUCAUUUACAGAACCAACUUGACUCCUCACCACCGCACUGGUACUCAGUGGAAAAUGUACCCUACAUACGACUUUUGCGUCCCCAUUGUCGAUUCUCUCGAGGGUGUUACCCAUGCCCUGCGUACCAUUGAGUACCGCGACAGAAACCCCCAGUACGCCUGGUUCCUUGAGAACUUGCACAUCCGUAAGGUCCACAUUUGGGACUUUGCCCGUGUCAACUUCCAGCGCACUCUGCUUUCCAAGCGCAAACUUCAAUGGUUUGUUGACAACAAUAAGGUUACUGGCUGGGACGAUCCUCGUUUCCCCACUGUUCGUGGUGUUCGCAGACGUGGUAUGACUGUUGAGGGUCUCCGCAGUUUUAUUCUUGCCACUGGUCCUUCCAAGAAUAUUAUCAACCUCGAGUGGAGUUUAAUUUGGGCUACCAACAAGAAGGUCAUUGAUCCUAUUGCCCCACGCCACACAGCCAUUACCCUUAAGAAUGCUGUCAAGGUGACCCUUUCUGGUGGCCCUGAGAAGCCAUACUCUGAGGAGAAGCCCAAGCACAAGAAGAACCCUGCUCUUGGCAACAAGACUGUUUGGUUUAGCUCCAAUCUGUUGAUUGAUCAGGAGGAUGCUGCUCUUACCAAGGACGGUGAGGAGGUGACUCUCAUGGACUGGGGUAAUGCCAUCUUUGAUAAGGUUAUCAAGGACGAUGCCGGCGUCGUCACCGCCAUUGAGGGCCGUCUUCACUUGGAGGGUGACUUUAAGAAGACUGAGAAGAAGCUUACUUGGCUUGCUGAUGUCGCUGAUCUUACUCCUGUUGAGCUUGUUGAUUUCGACCACUUGAUCAACAAGGAUAAGAUUGAGGAGGAUGAGAACUUUGAGGACUUUUUGACUGAGUUUACUGAGUUUAAGACCCAGGCCAUUGCCGAUGUCAAUCUGCGCACUGCCAAGAAGGGUGAGAUUCUCCAGUUUGAGCGCAAGGGUUACUUCCGUAUUGACGAACCCUUCUCUGAGGCCACUGGCAAGGCUGUUCUUUUCACAAUUCCUGAUGGUAAGGUGGUGAAUCGUUACGGAGCCAAACAGGUCACUGCUAAUUAA